UCGGCUCGGCCGGGGAAGGAGGGAGUAGGAGGAGGAGGAGGAGGAGGAGGGAGCUGCCACGUCCUCUGCGGAGAGCGGAGCGCCUCAGCCCCACGUGCGGCGGAGCGGGGAAGUUGCCGGCGGCCGCCUCGCGCUCUGCCCCUCUCUCUGUCUCUCUCUCAGGCGAACGCAACUCCGGUUUCUUUUGCUGCCAACCAUUGGAAGGAGUCGGAAUUUUUCAACCCCUUGUUUCAAGUGACCUCAGCCUGUUCUCUGCAGCUCAGCUCCCUCUGCUCCCCCAUUUUGGUGAACAAAAGACCCUAUUUGGAGGAUGAGGCAGCUGAGAGGAAAGCCCAAAAAGGAGACCUCCAAAGAUAAAAAGGAGAGGAAACAGGCGAUGCAAGAGGCCCGCCAGCAGAUCACCACGGUCGUGCUUCCCACGCUGGCCGUCGUAGUGCUGCUGAUUGUUGUGUUUGUUUAUGUAGCGACUCGUCCAAAUACAACUGAAUGAUGCAGCUUUUCAGACCUUCUAACUUUGGGGUAUUAAUACUUUUAUCAAGAGCCAAAAGAAACUCUCUGCCACUCUCAAUACUUCACAAAGGAACUUGCUGGUACUUUCAGUCUUUCUCUUGGUUAGGAUUCCACAGUUUCUCUUUAGGAAUGUAACAUAAAACGUAUUAGUGAAUGUGCCAGUACGUUUUAUGGUCCAGUUCAUGUGCCUUUCAGACUUUUACAAUGGUGUUUUUCUUAAAUCUGUUUGAAGUUCUAUAUUGUAAAAGGAAAUUCUGUUCCGCUAUAAAUUUGUAAAAAAUCAGCUUUCAGCUUUUAUCACUGUUAUGGAUGAUGUUGCUCCCAUGAGCUCUUGUAUGUCUAUUUCAGAACUUCCAAAGAAGUACAUUUCUUCUUUGUACUUAAUGUCAUAUGAAACACUUUGAUUCACAAAGGAUAUAUUUAUUUUUUGAAUAAAAGAGAGAAGUCUUACUUGGAAUCUUAUUUUGCAAAAAAAAAAAAAGUGACUUAUUGUGAGAGACUACAUUGUGUAAUAAUUUUUUCAUUAAACACUAUAUAGUUCACUCAAAAAGAAUUUCUUUUUGCAGCAAGGUGUGUGUGCAAAGUGAAUACUCAGGAUCCACUGACGUUGGGAAAGCAGAUUCUACUAUUUCUGCUGUUUUUGGUGAAGUGGCUAACUACAGACUGCAUAAACACAGUGUGAGUGUUAAGUAUUUAAAUCCAUCAAGUGGCAAUAAAAGGUGGUUUUGGAUUCA
Messenger RNA from Phasianus colchicus (ring-necked pheasant), 1244 nucleotides. RefSeq names its product single-pass membrane protein with coiled-coil domains 4 (gene SMCO4). Lineage: Eukaryota; Metazoa; Chordata; Aves; Galliformes; Phasianidae. The record is from RefSeq and is a predicted model, not a curated record.